GCGUUUGUGGCUAUUUGAAGGGACGGAAUGUACUAUUCUUCUAUCGUAUUCUAUUUAGGGCUGAGGCACGGUGUUGCGAAAGGAUUAAGCGAUGAUUUUCAGGGGGGAAGGGCCGGCUGAUCUUCAGCAUGCCCAUGCGAUGCUAUGCAGCUGCCGCGACGGUCCGCUGAAGAACGAACGAACGAACGAACGAAGCCUGUGCCUCCCCCGCAAGGCGCAGGCUGGUCAUCCGUCUCAUCUACAGCCAGGAUCUCGUUAUUUCUUAUAAAUCGAUGACGGAUGAGCGAGGGUUACAAAUGCGGCCUUUAGCCGAGUGAUUGAGAGAGCGCUGUGGCCGGGGAGGUGAUGACUGUGUUCUACAGAUGAA
Messenger RNA from Hyaloscypha bicolor E, 367 nucleotides. RefSeq lists its product as uncharacterized. Bases 92 to 268 code for a protein of 58 amino acids. NCBI's taxonomy places the organism in Eukaryota, Fungi, Ascomycota, Leotiomycetes, Helotiales, Hyaloscyphaceae. The transcript has a single exon. The record is from RefSeq and is a predicted model, not a curated record.